GCAGCCAUGGAAGGGUACUUCUCAGCCGUCCACAAGAUGGAGCAAACAGUGAUGUUUCCCAGCCUCCUCCGAGGAGUCGCCUUUGAGGAGCAGGAUGCCACCUUCGAAGCCGAUUCCGACAGUGACAAAGACCUGUUUGAAUAUUUCACGCAGCUGAAAGCCAUCAAGCAGGUGGUGGAGCAAGGUCUGAGGCCGCUCAACAGCCCGCUGCCCGGCAGUCUCACCCGGGUGAAAGAAGACGCUGAAGGAGAAGCAGAUCUCGAAAGACUCUUUUACUACCACAUCUCUGGCCUACAGCGUGUCUUCCACCAGCUGACUGGGAGAGCCAACAGCGUGACUUCCAAAUACAAUGAAAUUCUGCAAGAGAUUAACCAGAACACAAUCGCUAUUCACUGGUGAAACCCAAACCAGGAACUGGAAAGGGCAAGUCGGAUGUCUGUCCUCGACUGUCUGAAGGAACAAGCCCCCUCUGAAGAAAUGGCCAACCCAAGACAUCUGGAAUGUCAGCUGGCUGAACCAUACAGUGUACCAGCAGUAAUGCCUUUUUUCAAGCACUGAUAAAUAUUAUUGUUAUUUUUAUUAUUUAUAUUCACAUGGGCCAGACAUGGUUAUGUGUGGUAUGUUAUUGCAGUUUGAAAUUAUGUAUAAUUUAAGGG
Varanus komodoensis (Komodo dragon) is the source of this 656-nucleotide messenger RNA. RefSeq names its product thyroid hormone-inducible hepatic protein-like. The coding region runs from base 7 to 399 and encodes 130 amino acids. The record is from RefSeq and is a predicted model, not a curated record. The transcript has 2 exons. Gene Ontology annotation, cellular component: cytosol. NCBI's taxonomy places the organism in Eukaryota, Metazoa, Chordata, Lepidosauria, Squamata, Varanidae. Gene Ontology annotation, biological process: regulation of lipid biosynthetic process.